This is a messenger RNA of Danio rerio (zebrafish), 1838 nucleotides long. Lineage: Eukaryota; Metazoa; Chordata; Actinopteri; Cypriniformes; Danionidae. The record is from RefSeq and is a predicted model, not a curated record.
UAGAGUUCAGCAUCUGCAUGUAGGAGAGCUGCAGCUGGAGUUUCUUCAGUGUUCAUCUGAAUACUGCACUGUGAGGUCGUCAUCUCCGUCUGCUUCCCCGCAGCAGCAAUAGAGGAUCUGCAAGAUGUUACAGUAGAUUUUCUCAUUUCUUCCUUGCAUCACCUGUUUACACCAAGUCUUUGUCUUGCAUCAAACAGCAGAGAGUGAGAGAGUUUAUUAUGAAACUUUGCUGCUCUUCCUUCAAUAACACACUCAUUAUUUCAGCCGGGUUUAAAACACACUCUACAAUUGGUCGUGUCCAAAUGUUCCAGCAGUUCCCCGCGGGACAGACAGUAAAAUAAGGGCAGUUUGAGAGUGUGCUGGUCAGAGAGACUCACUCGGGCAGAGGUAGCGGCGGUGUGUGUGUGUGUAUGCGGAUCACAGGACCUGACAGAGCACAGAUCACUCGGUCAUCAUGUCGAACACCUCAGCUUCACUCCUGAACUCCAGCAUCUCGGGUUGGCAUCGUCCGCUGUGGUACCAGUAUGAGGCGUGUGCGGAGGCUCCACACUGGUUUAUCUUUUACUUCAGUGUGAAGAUAGUAAACCUGUUCGCGGGUUUCCCAAUGAACGCUCUGGUGAUGUGGCAGAUCCUGAAGAAGAAGAGCGAGGGGUCCACAUCUGACAUCUUCAUCUUCAACCUCUCCGUCCUGGAUGCUUAUUUCGGGCUGAUGACGCCGGUGGACAUGGUCAACCGCCUCUACUUCAAUGAUCCCACAAUCUGGUACUCCCAGAGGUUUGCGUACGGUCUGAAGGACACGACUCCGCUGUUCCUCACCUGUAUUUGUCUGGACAGGUAUGUAGCUGUGGUCCAUCCCAUCUUGUUCACCGGCACGCGGGACACGGGCAUCCGCAUCGGCAUCUCCAUGGUGGUGUGGGGACUCAUCCUGGCCUACUCUCUCACCAAAUGCAUACUGGGUAUCCUAAGUGUGAACGAGGUGUUCAGCGGCCUCAUCCUCUCCGCCUUCUCCAUCAUGGUGUUCUGCAACCUGUCCAUCAUCUGGGUCCUCAGGAAAAGCGUGGCCGGGAAGGAGGUCAUGAAUCCGGUCAAGAAGAAGGCCUUUAAGAUGGUGAUGACGGUGCUGGCCAUCAUCAUAGUGAACUAUCUGCCGCCGGUGGCUCUAAUGCCGUUUGCGUCCACAUAUUCAUUCGUGACUCUCCACUGUAAGGUUCUUCUAGCCGUGUUCUCCAUCAUGGACCUGAGCUGCACUAUUGAGCCUCUGCUCUACAUCUCCAAGAUGGAUCAAUCCGCCUUCUGCUCCUGCUUAAAGAGUCCUUCAAAGAAACCCAUCAAUGUGAGCGUCUGAGAUGGAGAGAUGUUUGCUUGUUGGUCUCAGGUGCUCAGUCCAGUCUUGUUCCUAGUCCUCUAGCUCCAGCAUAUCUGCCUAGAUGUUUCUGAAGACCUUGAUUGGCUGGGAUUUGGGUUUAAUUCUACAGGUUUGGAGAAUUCUGCUGUAGAUGUAGUCCUGAUUAAAGAGAUCAGUCUGCUUGUUCAGGCUCUGUCCACAUGUACUCUGUAUUUCCAGGAGCAUUGCUUUACUCUGAGGUGUAGUUGCUUGUCCACAUGAAAAUGUAGAGUCCGGUGAUGGAAACCAAAACAACCUGAAAACUCUGGCCAUGAAGAUUUACUGAAAUCCAGGAACACUGAAUCUAAAGUUUUUCCUCAUGAUGUCAGCAUUUGCACAGUGUGACACGACUGAGGUGAAUUAUAUUCAUUCACAUUUACUUGUAUGCUGUUUACUCACACAAAUACUGAAUAUAACGUUUGGUGUGAACCCAGCAUAAAGGGUUUUUCAUCGC